Dioscorea cayenensis subsp. rotundata (Guinea yam) is the source of this 2655-nucleotide messenger RNA. RefSeq names its product peroxisomal fatty acid beta-oxidation multifunctional protein. NCBI's taxonomy places the organism in Eukaryota, Viridiplantae, Streptophyta, Magnoliopsida, Dioscoreales, Dioscoreaceae. Bases 88 to 2172 code for a protein of 694 amino acids. The record is from RefSeq and is a predicted model, not a curated record. Gene Ontology annotation, biological process: fatty acid beta-oxidation. The transcript has 18 exons. Gene Ontology annotation, cellular component: peroxisome. Gene Ontology annotation, molecular function: NAD+ binding; (3S)-3-hydroxyacyl-CoA dehydrogenase (NAD+) activity.
AAAACACUAAACAGAGCUCUCGUCUGUCUUCGUCUUCGUCUUCUUCGAGUUUUCGAUCUAUUUCGAUCGAUCGAAACCCUAGAUUAGAUGGCGAAUGUUUUCGUUUCCAUGGAGGUCGGGAGAGAUGGAGUCGCCGUGAUCACCAUCUCUAAUCCACCUGUUAACGCGCUGGCUCCGAUUAUUAUUGAUGGCUUGAAGAAGAAUUACAAGGAAGCCAUGGAUAGAGAUGAUGUUAAGGCAAUCGUUUUGACUGGUAAUGCUGGAAAAUUUUCUGGUGGUUUUGAUAUCAAUGUUUUUGCAGAAGUGCAUAAAAAUGGUGAUCUUUCACGUCUACCUGAUGUCUCUGUUGAUCUUGUGGUGAAUACUAUUGAAGAUGGCAAGAAACCUUCUGUUGCAGCUAUUCAGGGGCUUGCCCUUGGUGGAGGUUUGGAACUAGCUAUGGGUUGCCAUGCUAGAAUAUCCACUCCAGAAGCACAACUUGGAUUGCCAGAAUUGACACUUGGUGUCAUUCCUGGGUUUGGAGGUACCCAGCGGCUUCCAAGGCUCGUGGGAUUGCCAAAGGCUAUAGAGAUGAUGCUGUUAUCAAAGUCAAUCCGAGCGAAGGAAGGGAAGGAGUAUGGCCUCAUAGAUUCUGUUGUUUCUUCUGGGGAAUUGUUGACUGUUUCACGGCUUUGGGCAUUAGAUAUUGCUGAGAAGCGAAAGCCAUGGGUCACGUCUCUUCAUCGCACUGAUAGGCUUUGUUCCCUUUCCGAGGCAAAUGAAAUAUUGAAAGGUGCUAGGCAACAGGCUAAGAAGAUUGCUCCAAACAUGCCUCAACACCAGGUGUGCCUGGAUUCAAUUGAGGAGGGCAUUGUUUUUGGUGGAUAUGCUGGUGUUCUCAAGGAGGCGAAGGUUUUUAAGGAGCUAGUGUUAUCAAGCACCGCAAGAGGCCUGGUAUAUGCCUUCUUUUCCCAGCGUGCAACUUCUAAGGUACCCAACGUGACUGAUGUUGGAUUGAAACCAAGGAAUAUUAAGAAAGUGGCUGUCAUUGGUGGUGGUCUUAUGGGUUCUGGCAUAGCGACUGCUCUUCUAUUAAGUGACAUUUCUGUUAUUAUCAAGGAAAUUGAUUCCAGGUUUCUACAGAAAGGCAUCAAAACAAUUGCAGGAAAUCUUGAAGGCCUAGUGAAGAGGAGGUCUAUUUCACAGGAGAAGAUGAAUCAGGCAUUGUCACUUCUUAGCGGUGCACUGGAUUACUCUGAGUUCAAGCAUUUGGAUAUGGUUAUCGAGGCUGUUAUUGAAAAGAUCCCUCUCAAACAAUCCAUAUUUGCGGAUUUGGAAAAGGCCUGCUCUCCGCACUGCAUUUUUGCAACCAACACAUCCACUAUUGAUCUCAAUAUUGUUGGACAGAAGACAAGUUCUCAAGAUCGUAUCAUUGGGGCUCAUUUUUUCAGUCCUGCUCAUGUGAUGCCCCUGCUGGAAAUUGUUCGAACGGAAAAGACAUCUCCUCAAGUCAUCCUUGAUCUCAUGACUGUUGGGAAGUUGAUAAAGAAGGUCCCCAUUGUUGUUGGAAAUUGCACAGGCUUUGCUGUUAAUCGCACCUUCUUCCCAUACACACAAGGAUCUCUUCUCCUUUUGCAUUUAGGGGUGGACCUGUUCAGGAUUGAUAAAGUAAUCAGCUCUUUUGGAAUGCCAAUGGGCCCUUUCCUAUUGCAAGACUUGGCUGGGUAUGGAGUAGCUAGGGCUGUUAAGGGAGUAUUUGCUUCUGCCUUCAAUGGUCGGACCUUUGAAUCUGAUCUUGUUGAAUUGAUGGUAGAAGCUGGGAGAGAAGGAAAGAGCAAUGGAAAGGGUUAUUACAUUCAUGAAAAGGGCAGCAAGCCAAAACCUGAUCCUACAGUACUUCCUAUCAUCAAUGAAUCUCGAAGACGAGCUAACAUCAUGCCUAAUGGAAAGCCAAUAAAUGUGAGUGAUCGGGAAAUUCUGGAGAUGGUUUUCUUUCCAGUCGUGAAUGAAGCCUGCAGAGUAUUGGAUGAAGGGAUUGUUGUUCGAGCAUCAGAUCUUGAUGCUGCAUGUAUUCUUGGAAUGAGUUUCCCCAAGUACCGGGGUGGCAUUAUUUUUUGGGCUGACACGGUUGGCCCUCGUUACUAUAUACUCAUGUCUCAAGAAGUGGGAAGACAUUUAUGGUGGCUUCUUUAAACCGUCAAAAUAUUUGGAAGAGAGAGCUAAGAGAGACCUACCUUUGAGCAUGAUGAACUUACCAGAAUCUUCGACAAGGUCACGCAUCUAAGAGCCCAGUGAUUUUGAGGACGUACCUACCAUGGUGGAUAAUUUCAAUUGCUUAUGUGCAAAUACUGGGCACAUAUGCACCAUCAAAGCUAAAGAAGCUCCAUUCGGUCGGGAGUUAAAAAUAAUUGUGAAAAAUAACUUAAUUUUAAACUUAUUUAGCUUGUCGUGUUACUGUCAGUAGUAUUUAUUGAAAGUUAGCUUGGGCAGCUCAAUUUCAGUUAAUAGGGAUUUUAUGUUUCCUGGAACAGUGUCAAUGAUCAAUAAAAUUUAGUUAGCAUUUGCAAGCCCUUGUUCCGAAAGGGGCAUAAAUAAACAUGCUGUAAAUGAAACGCUUUGCAAUGGUUUAUCAAACAGGAUGAAAUAAAUGACUUAAAAGUUCUUGUUAAUUAUUUA